AUGGACGUCCAAAUAUCGAAACAGUUUGUCCCACCUCAGUUCAAAAUAUACGACGGAACUACGGACCCGGAGGCCCACAACAAAACCUUUUCGAACGCAAUGGCGUUCCGAACGGGCAAUGACGCCAUUUGGUGUCGAGCAUUCUCAUUAUCUUUGGAGGGGGAAGUGCUUGAAUGGUUUAACUCACUCCCUCCCAAUUCCAUUGAGAACUUUGCCGGCUUGCAACAUUUGUUCAACCGGCAGUUUGCCAGCAGCAGUACUCAUGACCUGACGGUCUUCGAGUUGGUCACCCUGAAGCAAAGAAAGGAAGAAACACUAAGAGCGUUCAUGGAUCGCUAUCAGAAAAUCGUCCGACGAGUGAAGGGCUUAAGCUCGGAACUGUCCCUAUAUUACAUCCUUCCCGCCAUCAAACCUGAACUGUUUAAAGACAACAUCUGUCGACGGGCGCCCAAGACCAUGGAAGAGAUACGGGAAAGGGCGGGUGAUGAAAUAAGGGUGGAGGAAAUGAAGCUAUCCUAUAAGAAGCAGAAGCAGGAAAACAAGGGAGAGAGGACAGACGGAGGAAAGUCGGGUGGUCAGGUUGGGAAGCCUGGGGGGUUCAGACAGAGAGAACCGCCCCGGGGCCCCCAAUUCCAGCAGUACACCCCAUUGAACGCCCCCAGGAGAAGAUUUUCCGAGAAGCGUUAA
Vigna angularis (adzuki bean) is the source of this 687-nucleotide messenger RNA. RefSeq lists its product as uncharacterized. The coding region runs from base 1 to 687 and encodes 228 amino acids. Lineage: Eukaryota; Viridiplantae; Streptophyta; Magnoliopsida; Fabales; Fabaceae. The transcript has a single exon. The record is from RefSeq and is a predicted model, not a curated record.